UCGCUGCAAAAUGUCGGGUGUGCUCGGGCUUCUCUGCAUUUUGGUAGCCAUUGCUGGGUGUUUGGCUGUCGACCAAACCCUACAACCGGGGGCCUUUGGAUCGUCUGUAGUCGAAUCGGUGGUCAGUCGCAUCAGAGAAUCCUGUCUUUUUGCAGACGACAAGCGUUUUCUCCGUCGUUUGGCUUACGUACAGUCAAGAGAUGGAACAGACACUAAGACUUAUAGCAGAAGCUACUAUCAUGGAGGAAUCUGGCAGAUAGAUGAAAACAAAUUUCGGCAAACACAAACUUCUUCAUCUCUACAAGCCCAGAGAAAUAUCAUUUUAAACAAAUUCGGAAUCGACUGGCGUAACGUUGCUUGGCAGGAUCUACGAAAACCGCUGUACUCUGGUAUUGCUGCUGCUCUUUAUACCAUCUUACACGGUGGAGUAGGAUGGAGGAUAGAAGAACAAGGAAACACAUAUGAAAAUUAUUUUCACAGUUUUGGAGGAAACAAUUUCACUGUUCAGGCACAGCUUCUUGAUCAAGGUUGCCAUGGAAACGAAGCUCUUGAAUUAGUUUUAUUAGUGGAUAGUUCAAACAGCUUAUCACAGGAUGACUUCAUAAGAGCAAAAUAUUUCAUGACAAACCUUGUUGAUGCUUUUAAUAUUGCCUCCGAUAAAACACGCGUCUCAGUUAUCACUUACUCCAAUAACCCUCAUAUUGAAUUUUCCUUACCUUCAUACACAUCUAAAACAUCCCUAAAGAAUGCAAUACAAAAUUUGCCUUUUCGACCUGGAUCUACGAACACAGCAGGUGCUCUACAAGCGGCAGUUAAUAAUGUAUUUACGAGCAGUAGGCCGAAUGCUGCAAAAGUCGUCAUUGUUAUCACUGAUGGACAAUCAAACGACAUGCUAAACACACAACACGCUGUCGACAAUGCCAAGAAGAAUGGGAUUAUAAUGUUUUCUGUCGGAGUAGGAAGUCGAAUUGACCAGAGUGAACUCAAUUACAUGGCAACGACGCCAUCUUGCACACAUGUGUUCACUGUGUCUGGGUAUGACGAAAUCAAAGCACUGAAAGAGGAACUUAUUCAAAGUUCAUGUCGGGCCCCAGUUUAUAUCAACAGCACCUUUAGCUGUGUCAUUGAAAAGUGUCCGCCUCUAGCUGUUUUGACCUCAGGACCUGGAGUCACAAUUGAGACAAAUAUUACGUGUGGUAAUGGAAACAUUUACACGGCCUUCAACAGUCCUUACCCUGGACAGAGUUACUAUGAGACUCUCAAUUACGUAACUUCCGGUAAUCCUACGUCAGUGUUUCAUAACGCUUCCGGGGAUCAGACGUUGUUUAUCAAUCUCGUCGACGCCUUGAAGGACCAGAUCAGCUCCAGUGCUGGCUGUGUCAUCACCAUAACUCCUUACCAUGGAGACCACACAGAUCACACCGUGAAAUGCUACAUCGAUGGAAUAAAAAUUGAAUGUCCGGACAAUUGUAAAGAAAAAUGGAAUUUCCCAAAUCCUUGCACCCCGGAAAAUAUUGAAAAGGGGCUCCUUCAGUUCCCACAUCCAACAGAUUCCACAAAAUACCUGAUGUGUGACCUUUCCGGAAAACUCUAUAUUGUACAGUGUCCACAGUACGAGUCUUAUUACCAGUCUUGCCAACAAUGUGUAGGUAACUCAACUUCCUGUGUCACUGGCAACAAAACAACUGUCGAUUCUUCAGGAAGUCCAUGCACGCUUGCAAAUUUACAAGCAGGUAAAUUCUUCUUUGUUUACCCUUCUGACAACACAAAGUUCAUCCACUGCGACGUCUGGGGCAAGGCAUGGGCCUUAAGUUGUCCGGGAGGAGAGGUAUGGGAUCAGAACAUAUUAACCUGCAUUACUCCCGAUUCCGUUGGACAACCUGUGCCGAGCUCUCCGUCUAUCAUUCGCCCCGGCGUCUCCAGUCAUUAUGGCGGUGAUGAAGUAAAUGGCUUUCUCUGUUGUCCGACCUGUCCUCGUUUCUCUCCUCCUUGCUCUCACUCCAAGAUAAACUCUGGGAGAUUGUUCCACGCUAUUGCUGGAGAUCGUCACCAUUACAUCCAAUGUGACCUCACCGGAAGAAUGUAUUGUCCAAUGAGCUGCGCUCCGGAGGCGGACGGCUCACUUGAUUUCUUCAACUACCAGACGCAGACCUGCGUAGAUGGGUCUCUGUUGGGUGUGGUUGGUUGAAAUAAACUUCAACACUGUAUCAUGUUUAUUUUUACUUAAAUAAAUUAAAUGCUUGUUUGCAAUA
Molecule: messenger RNA, 2252 nt
Organism: Saccostrea echinata
Lineage: Eukaryota; Metazoa; Mollusca; Bivalvia; Ostreida; Ostreidae
Exons: 7
Coding region: 11-2188 (725 amino acids)
Cellular component (GO): extracellular region
Molecular function (GO): chitin binding
Source: RefSeq, a predicted model, not a curated record